Messenger RNA from Argentina anserina (silverweed cinquefoil), 947 nucleotides. RefSeq names its product WUSCHEL-related homeobox 11-like. The record is from RefSeq and is a predicted model, not a curated record. NCBI's taxonomy places the organism in Eukaryota, Viridiplantae, Streptophyta, Magnoliopsida, Rosales, Rosaceae. Gene Ontology annotation, molecular function: DNA-binding transcription factor activity; DNA binding. The coding region runs from base 1 to 834 and encodes 277 amino acids. Gene Ontology annotation, biological process: adventitious root development. The transcript is spliced from 3 exons.
AUGGAAGAUCAUCAAGGCCAUGGAGGAGGCAAAGAGGCCAAAGAGCCAAACAGUCCAAACAGUAAUGGUUGCUCAGAGAGAAGUGAACCAAUUAGGUCAAGGUGGAUACCGAAACCAGAGCAAAUCCUGAUUCUGGAGUCUAUUUUCAACAGUGGAAUGGUAAAUCCACCGAAAGAAGAGACUGUUAGGAUAAGAAAGCUGCUAGAGAAAUUUGGGUCUGUUGGGGAUGCAAACGUCUUCUACUGGUUUCAAAACCGACGGUCAAGAUCCCGUCGCCGACAACGGCAAUUGCAAGCCAGCCUUGACCAGAAGAACCAAGCAGCAGCUGACCAACAAGUUGGUGGUGCAUUUCUGUAUGGAAGCUCUAGUGCUACUAGUUUCACUGCUCUACAGCCACCAUCACAAGAAGUCAUGGCUUUUGGAGCAUCUACUCCUCCGACUUUUGUUUCUAAUUAUGAUCUUGUGGGAGAUUCUUCUUCGUCUUCUUGUGCUUCUAUGGCACCAGAUGAUCAUUUCUUUUCAGUUUCCGGUCAAAUGGGUUUUCCAGAAAUCGAGCACACAUCCUCUGGUGUAACGUCUGUGUUAGGUCCUUCAGAUGCCUCAACUUUGCACUUCCAAUCUGGGCUAGGUGUGAACCUGAUGAUGACCGUGUUUAUUAAUGGGGUUCCAACAGAAGUUCCAAGAGGGCCACUCGACAUGAAAGCCAUGUUUGGCACUCAAGAUGUGUUAAUGGUUCAUUCCUCAGGAGUUCCACUCCCAAUCAAUGAGUUUGGUUUCUUAGCCCACAGCUUGCAGCCUGGUGAAAGCUAUUUCCUGGUUUCCAGACCAACUUAAGCUACAAAGCUGAUGCACCUGCCAAUUAUAUUAUUGAGGGCUCCUACAUCAAUCUAGCUUCUUCUUCCUCGAUCUUCAUCAUCCCUCUUUUUCCCCUACAGCAGAAUGUGAUU